This is a messenger RNA of Chlamydomonas reinhardtii, 2194 nucleotides long. RefSeq lists its product as uncharacterized. Bases 210 to 1196 code for a protein of 328 amino acids. The record is from RefSeq and is a predicted model, not a curated record. The transcript is spliced from 10 exons. NCBI's taxonomy places the organism in Eukaryota, Viridiplantae, Chlorophyta, Chlorophyceae, Chlamydomonadales, Chlamydomonadaceae. Gene Ontology annotation, molecular function: calcium ion binding.
UUUGAUACACCGGUAACGUUUUUGUUACUUUACAGUUUACGGCCUCGUUCUGACAUCAUUCUGACGGAAAACGAUCCAGUUGUGAUCGCGAGCGGCCUCUGGGCAUCCCAUUAAGGGCGUCAGCUUCUGUAAACAUAGAUAUAAAGAACCGCUUACCAAGCCUUAUUCAGGACUUCCUCUGUGUCACGCACAAAGACCUAUUUCGGAAAAUGCAGCUCGCUAGGACUCUAAACUUUGGGGCACGUCCCCGUGCUAUUUCACAACGUGCAUGCAUCGCUCCUGCUCGCAUCCGCACUAGAGUGGUUCGUUGCCGGGCCGACGGCAAGGAGACUGAUUCCAAGACUGAUUCAAAGAAGCUCGACUCCCUAUUGGAUGAGCUGCAAAAGAGUGGUGUCGAUAGCAAGAAGGCCCAGGCCGUGCUUAAGAAGUGGAAGGAGCUGGGUGUGGAGGACUCGGAGCAGCUGCGCAAGCUGCUGGUGAAGCGCAGCCUGCGGCCCGCCGGCAUCGUGGCCUUCCAGGCGGCUCUGGACGGCCUGGCCUGCUGGGGCGGCUUCUACACCUCGGGCCUGAUCGCCGACUCGCCGCCCUUCACCGGGCAGUUCCCGCUGCAGCUGCUGGCCAGCUUCUUCGGCUUCUACUACGUGCUGCAGGGCCUGCUGAACCUGUCCGUGGCCAGCACCCUGGCCUUCACCGCUUACAAGUACGGCACCAACAGCGUGGAGCUGCUGGCGGCGGUGCAGCAGCUGGCGGGGCCCGCCACCGGCCUCAACGUGCUGGACAGGGCGCAGGUGGCCGUGAACACACUCAAGGUGCUCCAGACACUGGACGAGAUUGCAGAGCUGCUCAAGAACAUGUCAUUUGCCUCCAGCCAGCGCUCCACGCUCCAGAACCUGUCGGCAUACCUGCAGCUGUCGCACGCGCGCGAGACGCUGGGCUUCGACCCCGCCCGCUACGGCCUGACCGCGGCGGAGGCGGGCGAGAUCGCCUACGUGUUCAGCUGCUACGACAAGAACGAGGACUACCGCCUGGAGCUCAGCGAGGUCAAGAGGCUGUGCCAGGACCUGGGCAAGGAGCUGUCGGACGAGGAGUACAAGGAGGCGCUGCGGCUGCUGGACACAAGCAAGAACGGCUUCGUGGAGUUCGACGAGUUCUGCGCCUGGUGGACCAAGUCCAAGGGCGCAGCCACCACCGCGUAAGCAGCUGGCAGGCGCUGACCGGGCGCCUUGUCGUGGAGUACGUGGAGCAUGGAGCGCGGAGGCGGAGGCGUAUGGCAGGGACGCAGGAUUGCGGCACAGAACUGUGUAUGUGUAUCAGGUGGCAUGAACAUCAGCAGCGGCGGGGAUAAUAUGCGGCUACAUAGCGUAGGCUGAGCACCAUUUUUGACGAGGGGGUGAAGGUGUGCCUGGCACGUGGAUUUGGACCCGGGAGGGGAGGGCUCAGCCCUUUUCCUGCCUCCCUAAGGCAGCCACCUCCUUGUUGACGAGGAAGCUGGAGCGAGUUACGUGUACGCUAUACACCAAACGCCGCUGCAUACAGUACUGUGACGCGGGUACGAGGGGUUGAGGGUGGUAUGUCCGUGCAAGAAGCGCGCGCUUUGCCGGAGUGUAUGCAGUGUCACUGAAAUGCAGUGCGCUGGCUGCAGCGGAAGUGUGGCGUUGUAUACCGGUACGUGGUUGGACUUUGCAAGCUGCGAUGCCUGUUGACGGGAACCUAUGGGUAUGCUGGGAUGGCGUGUUGCUGACUUCACAUGAGCAAAUCGAAUCUUGCAGGCGGCACAAGCUGACGACUGUAUUCACACAGAUGCGGCUGGCACGCAAACAGGGAUUCGGCUCACCACAGGGAGCUUGUGUAUUGUCCAUUGUGCCCGUGUUCAAGAUUGCGGGAAGUGGUCAACUUGUCGUGCAGGUUGGAUUGGAGACCGAAUGGUACCCAGAUGGUGCAGCUGUUCCAUAUCGGUUGGGUGCGUUUGUCCUAUGGUGCUGCUGUACUGCCAUAUCUAUGCAAAGUCCGGGACCUGAGAGCAGUCUGCUAAGGACCAAAGGUGCCGGCCAAAUUGGUGGUGGCUUAAGGCAGGAGGUAGGAUCGCCGGAACUUAACCCGUGCCUAAGAUCUAUAGAGCUCAACGCAAGCGUUCAGCUCUGAUGUAUAUAAGGGCUGUUGUGUUCCUUGGGGGGGGCUGUAAAAGGUCUGUUGU